UCACUCAGGGCAAUAAAUAGGGCAAUAAAGUGUUCAGGGAAGUUAUACAAAACAAAUGGUAUGGCCCACUAAAGGGGUGUCAGCAUGCUGUUUACAUUUGCCGUGGCAACAUAUUUUAGUGUUAAAAUAUUUACAAUGUGUCAUUUCUAAGUGUUUUUGUCUGCAUUGAAAAUAGGAGUCCCACCAUCAUUUUAAACCGACCCAAAUUUCAUUUCCACACCCCGACCACAUAACGUCCAAUCACAACGCAGUAUAAAAAAAACUAACAUCCAAUCAUUGUACUCAGUGGAUAUUUGGGGCGGGAUAAAUCCGCUCUAUAACCUUUGAGUGGCUGGAAAGAAGGUGUGCGGAAUUAGUGUGGGAAAAGACAAGUGUUGCCAGAUUGGACAAAGCUCACGGAGCUGGGUUGUUUGUAUUUGCAUUAGACUGUAAACACUUGUUUGUUCUCGUGGAAACGGAAGGUUUCGAUUUGGUCCGGAUUACAGUCUAAUCCUCUAUCACAAUCUGGCAACCUCGGUACAUUCACGACGAAGUGAACCAGGCGGAUAUUCUGAUCCAUACGGCUUCAUCUCUCUCUCUCUCACACACACAAACACGCGCGCAGUAACCGGAGACGCGUCGGGCAAUGAGAGUGAAGCAUGGGGCCGAGGGAGGACUGGCGGUCACCACAGAGGAGGAGCUGCUCAAGAAGCCCGUGAUAACGCCGGACGAUGUGCUCGGCCUGGAAAUGAUUACUGACAAUUACUUGUGUAGUCCAGAGGAUAAUGUCCACAAGAUCGAGUUCACCAGGUUCAAGAUCCGUGACAUGGAGACAGGGACAGUUCUUUUUAAGAUCACCAAGCCUCCUGCUCUGGAAAGCGGAGAGGACAGAAGAAAGGACCUUGACCCUAACGGCGGGCGGUUUGUACGCUAUCAGUUCACUCCAGCCUUUCUGCGGCUACGACAAGUCGGAGCUACGGUAGAAUUCACAGUAGGAGACAGUCCCAUCAACAACUUCCGCAUGAUCGAGAGACACUACUUCCGAGGACGUCUGCUGAAGAGCUUUGACUUUGAGUUCGGUUUUUGUAUCCCCAACAGCAAGAACACCUGUGAACACAUCUAUGAAUUCCCUCCCCUCUCUGAGGAGCUUAUGAAUGAGAUGAUCCAAUACCCAUACGAGACAAAGUCAGACAGUUUCUACUUUGUGGACAACAAACUGGUGAUGCACAACAAAGCAGAUUACUCUUACAGCGGCGGCCCAUAGGAGCUUAACCAGAAACAUGGACUGAAGCAUUAAUGCUCCCAAUCCACUCUUGGAAUAUUUGUUUGGCAAAAUAUACCCCAACCUCAGGGCUUGUAUGUAAGGAUGAGCUGUGUGUGUGUGUGUGUGUGUGUGUGUGUGUGUGUGUGUGUGUGUGUGUGUGUGUGUGUGUGUGUGUGUGUGUGUGUGUGUGUGUGUGUGUGUGUGUGUGUGUGUGUGUGUGUGUGUCAGUCAAAAAAGGCAAUUCUAUGUAUACUGAAAAGUGGGUCCCACUGAGCCCUCAUGUUGUUAUUCCUAGAAUAGUCUCUUUUUGAUAAUUGCCUAUAACAGAGUGUGUGUCUGCAUGUAUGUGAGUGUAUAGUUGUGUAUACAUUCAUGUGCAUAUUUAGAUUGCAUGACGUGUUUUUCGUUUGA
Molecule: messenger RNA, 1654 nt
Organism: Silurus meridionalis
Lineage: Eukaryota; Metazoa; Chordata; Actinopteri; Siluriformes; Siluridae
Gene: unc119a1
Product: unc-119 homolog a (C. elegans)
Exons: 5
Coding region: 626-1243 (205 amino acids)
Biological process (GO): positive regulation of protein tyrosine kinase activity; negative regulation of caveolin-mediated endocytosis; nervous system development
Cellular component (GO): intercellular bridge; centrosome; spindle midzone
Molecular function (GO): lipid binding
Source: RefSeq, a predicted model, not a curated record